Saccoglossus kowalevskii is the source of this 1572-nucleotide messenger RNA. RefSeq names its product thiosulfate sulfurtransferase-like. Gene Ontology annotation, molecular function: thiosulfate-cyanide sulfurtransferase activity. Gene Ontology annotation, cellular component: mitochondrion. The record is from RefSeq and is a predicted model, not a curated record. Lineage: Eukaryota; Metazoa; Hemichordata; Enteropneusta; Harrimaniidae.
CUAGUUUAUUGCCCACGGCACGUAGGCGACUACUCCUGCAGUCAAUGUUCAGUCGGUCUGAAGCUGAGCAGAAGACAACAUUAUUUCGUAAUUUUUUAAUACAACAGUGGUUACAACGUCUUAUAAUAUUAAACGUACAUAUAUAUAAGUGUUGCUAUGGGUUGCCAAGGGAGUAAAACGACGGCCAAGUUCAGUCACCAAGCAGAAAACAAUGAACAGACUAACACAAUGACGAAUAAAGCAAGCGAUGUUCCGGUUUUUGUCAGCACCGAAUGGCUCUCAGAGAAAAUGAAGGAUGGCGGUGGCGGCGUCUGUAUCGUCGAUGUGUCCUGGCACAUGCCCCAAGCAAACAGAGACCCAGAGGCUGAGUACAAAGAUAAGCACAUCUUGGGGGCGCACUUCCUCAAUCUCUCAGACUGCAAAGAUAAAUCAUCAAAUUUGGAGAUGAUGCUCCCAUCUCCAGACGAUUUCGCAAAAUGCGUCGGUGCAUUGGGAAUUGGUAAUGACAGUCACGUCGUUGUCUACGAUAACAAUGCCAAACUUGGUAUGUUCUCCGCUCCGAGGGCGUGGUACAUGUUUCGUGUUUUCGGACAUGAUAAGAUAUCGAUCCUGAACGGAGGAUUUCCGAAGUGGGUAGCCGAGGACCGCCCGACGACAUCCGAAGUGCCCGAUGUUGAUGCUGUUACGUACAGUCCAUGUUUCAGAGCAAACUUGGUUAAAGACCGUGCAGAUGUCGAAAGUAAUAUGUCCGAGAAUAGGUAUACGUUGCUUGAUGCACGCCCGCCUGGCAGAUUCAAUGGAGAAGACCCAGAGCCCGUACCAAAUAUCAAAUCAGGGCACGUUAAAGGCAGUGUUAAUAUUCCUUUCCCCAAGACGCUAGACGGCGACAGUAAACUAUUCAAGGAACCCAACCAACUUAAAGACAUUUUCAGCGAUGCGGGCAUAGAUUUGAGUCAGCCAUUAACGGUGCUGUGUGGGACUGGCUUGACGGCAUCCUUCUUGGUACUGGCGGCCUUCUCGUGUGGAAAGCUCGAUGUGCCAAUUUACGACGGCGCCUGGAUGGAAUGGUUUCUCAAAUCCGACCCUGAUACCAUGGAAGGUGUCCCGGAGUAAUCGACGAACAUUCUCACAAUACAUCGUUCCCGUAUUUAGCCUGGAAUACACGUCAGGGUAUAUAUCCCGAUCAGGAUACAAGUACCCCAGGCCGCCUGCCAGGUAGGAUAAUGCUUUGUCUAGCAUUAUCCUACCGGACGGGCGGAACAUUACAGCCUCCAGCGCCUGGGGUGGGAUACAAGUGUCCCUCGAGCAAAAUAAACAUAUCUCGAUCUCGGUUCUGACCGCUAUCAGUCGCAUCCUGUAGUAUUGACGCUCCUUUAUGUCGUAAGUGGGUGUCAGGAAUGCCGAUAUUAUUGUGACUGCAAUCAACAUACUAGUAGUUGGUUUAUUUGGACGGCUAUGCUUACAUCAAUCCCCGGCACCUAUCUACGUGAUGUUGACGUCAUAGACAUGUCUUGUUGCUAGAGGGCGCGACUGUUGAGGUUUAUUAGGAUCGAACAUUAUGUUGAACACCGA